AUGUCCACCUCUCGGCUCAACGAAGCCCUCUCCCUGCUGGUCCAGUCUCCGCCCGGCCAAACCUCGCAAGUCUACCACGACCUGCGCGGCAUCAUCCUCGACGCCGAAUCCAACUCCACCGACAAGAUCGAUGACGCCCUCCUCCAGUCUGCCGCAGCCACCGCGCUGGAGGAGUACAACACGCAACAGCUGAUCACAGCCACCCUUCCCGCGCCGGACGACAAGACGCCCGUGAUCAUCUGCCAAGCCGGUCAGGUGGCCAGUGGCACCGAGAGCGGCGUGAAGAGGUAUCUGCAUCCUAAGAUGGGCAAGACCUUCCUGUUCGAUCACGUGAAGCGUACGGUGAGCGAUGUCAAGGAUGUCUCGAGUGGGACGGAUGGGGAGGCGGAAAAGACGAGGACAGCGCUGGAAAGGGCCCUGGAGGAGUAUGUGAAGGAUCGCUAUCCGGAUGGUGUCAGCAGUGUGUUCGCCAUGUCGAGCGUGCCGGUGGAGGACGAGCAGGAGAUGAAGGACGAAAUCCAGAAAGCCGCAGUGGAAGAUGCCAAGACGCCUGCGGAGAACACUGCUGCUGUCGGCGCCGAGCACGGCGAAUCAAAGGACGAAACCGAAGCGACGAAGGACAACGACGAGGAGAUGAAAGAUGACCCAGUAGAAGCCGUCAAGGCUGUCGAAGCGGUCGAAUCCUCCACCUCCGUAUCUCAGACUCAAACCCCGGCAAAGACGACUUUCACCCUGCAUCACGUGGGCAAUCGCUUCAACCUGUCCAACUUCUGGUCCGGCCGUUGGCGCGCCUCGUACCACCUCGACCCCACCUCCUCGCCCGUCACAUUGACCAGCACGCUCUCGGUGCAGGUGCACUACUUCGAGAACGGCAAUGUUCAGCUCAACGCUGCCAAGCCACGUACGUUCCACCUGUCCACCGACGGUGGGGAUGCGGAGAAGCUGGCGAAGGAGGUGGUGAGCGUCAUCAGCGCACACGAGGACGCAUGGCAGAAGGGAUUGGAGACGAGCUACGACGAACUGGCAGAGAGGGCUUUCAAGGCGCUCAGAAGGCAGCUGCCGUUGACGAGGCAGAAGGUGGACUGGGAUAAGGUGCUCAACUACAAGCUCGGGGACGAGCUGGCUCGUGGCUGA
Messenger RNA from Kalmanozyma brasiliensis GHG001, 1134 nucleotides. Its product is annotated as F-actin-capping protein subunit alpha. Gene Ontology annotation, cellular component: F-actin capping protein complex; actin cortical patch. Bases 1 to 1134 code for a protein of 377 amino acids. Gene Ontology annotation, molecular function: actin filament binding. NCBI's taxonomy places the organism in Eukaryota, Fungi, Basidiomycota, Ustilaginomycetes, Ustilaginales. The record is from RefSeq and is a predicted model, not a curated record. Gene Ontology annotation, biological process: actin cytoskeleton organization; barbed-end actin filament capping. The transcript has a single exon.